GUCUGUCCGACAAGGCACUGUGGUCUUACUCUCUGCCAGUGGUGGUCAGUGGGAAGCAUCAUCAUGACCCUCACUGUUAUGGCUCUGCUCUACAUUGGGCUGAGUCUGAACUCCAGGUCUCGAGUGCAGGCAGAGACUCUCCCCAAACCCACCCUUUGGGCUGAGCCAAGCUCUCUGAUCACUAGGGGGUGGCCUGUGACCAUUUGGUGUCAGGGGACACUGGAAGCCCAAGAGUAUCAUCUAUACAAAGAAAGAAGCCAAGAGCCCUGGGACACAAAGGCUUCAGUAGAGUCAGGGAACAAAGCUAUGUUCUCCAUCCCAUUCAUGACAGAGCACCAUGCGGGGCGAUAUCGCUGUCACUAUUUCAGCCUUAAUAUCUCUUCAGAACACAGUGACCCCCUGGAGCUGGUGGUGACAGGAUUCUACAGGAAACCCAGCCUCUCAUCCCUGCCCAGCCCUGUGGUGGACUCAGGAGGGUCUGUGACCCUCCAGUGUGGCUCACACCAGGGAUAUGCCAAAUUUAUUCUGAUUAAUGAAAGAGAACCCAAUCUCUCCUGGACCCUGGACUCACAGCGACACCCCAGUGGGCAGUACCAGGCCUUGUUCUCUAUGGGCCCUGUAACCCCUGGCCACAGAUGGACAUUCAGAUGCUAUGGCUAUUACAGCAGGACCCCCCAUGUGUGGUCAAUACCCAGUGACCCCGUGGAGCUUCAGAAUUCAGCUUCCACCUUCCAGAACUACAUGGUGUUGAAUGGUGUCCGCAUGGGUCUGGCAGGGGUGGUCUUGUUGAUCCUGGUGGUGAUUCUCGGAGAAGCUUGGCACAGCUCAUGGAGACCAGAGAACAGCAAUCAGAAACCUUAGAUUCCUGAGCCCCAAGAAGGACACACCCAAGUUCACUGUGGCUCUUACUGGCAACCAAGGAUACUUUGCAACCAAGGAUGCAAAGUAUGAAUUCACACAGAUGGUUCCAAUCCUGAUGUGACAUUACACAAUCUUUUCACCUUUAUGGUACGCUGUGUCUCAUGGUUGAAACCCCAGGUCCUCAUAAAUUUAUGUAUUUGCUGUGUUUUGUUCAAUUUUUUGUGGUUGUGUUCUUCAACAGAAGUAAACUUAGUAUAUUAUAUUUGUUUUAGUUGUCUUUGGGUGUGUUUUUUCACCUUUUACAACUUCAUUAAGUGUCUUGGAAUACAAAUAUCAUUUCUGGUUCACAAAGUCACAGCUACACAAAAUGACUCACAUGGAGACUUCCCACAUCACCCUACACCCCUCAUCCUGGAUGUAACUUUCUUUAUUGGUUUCUGAUUUUUAAAGUGAAAAUGAUAAGCGAAAGCAAGGACA
Messenger RNA from Castor canadensis (American beaver), 1338 nucleotides. RefSeq names its product leukocyte immunoglobulin-like receptor subfamily A member 6. Lineage: Eukaryota; Metazoa; Chordata; Mammalia; Rodentia; Castoridae. Gene Ontology annotation, molecular function: inhibitory MHC class I receptor activity. Gene Ontology annotation, biological process: immune response-regulating signaling pathway; cytokine-mediated signaling pathway. Gene Ontology annotation, cellular component: plasma membrane. The record is from RefSeq and is a predicted model, not a curated record.